Octopus sinensis (East Asian common octopus) is the source of this 557-nucleotide messenger RNA. RefSeq names its product solute carrier family 15 member 2-like. Bases 249 to 557 code for a protein of 102 amino acids. The transcript has 2 exons. NCBI's taxonomy places the organism in Eukaryota, Metazoa, Mollusca, Cephalopoda, Octopoda, Octopodidae. The record is from RefSeq and is a predicted model, not a curated record.
ACAACAUUAAUGGAUAACAAUAACAACAACACUAACUAAUUAAUACAUUAAUGACACUAGCAAUAACAUUAAUAUAUAACAAUAGAAACUACACUAAUAGUACAUUAACAAAAUAGACAAUUUAAAAAGUAAAACUAAAUUGUAUGCUUUAAAGAAUUUUAAUUUUAAUAUUUUUUUAUUUACCAUUUUUGUAGUUCUUUGUUAAACUUAUUUAGUACAUCAGUUUGUGUAGAAAUAGGGGAAAUAAAAUGAAGAAAUCUGCCAAAAUCACACCACUUGAAAAGGCAGAGUCUCUUGCUGAGGAAAAAGAAAAUCGGUCUAACAAAAUAAUAUUACUGUCGGUGAUAUGUAUUUUGAUAAUGGAAUUAUGUGAAAGACUCACCUAUUACAGCAUUACCGCAAACUUAGUCUUGUUUGCUAAAAACAAGCUAAAGUAUGAUAAUUCUAUAUCCAGUUACAUUGUCCAAAUUUUUUCAGGUAUGAGUUAUGUGCUGCCAAUCAUUGGGGGUUAUAUUUCUGAUAGCAUUUCUGGAAAAUUUAAUGCCCUUUAUGGAUAA